This is a messenger RNA of Canis lupus familiaris (dog), 4471 nucleotides long. Its product is annotated as nicotinamide riboside kinase 1-like. Gene Ontology annotation, cellular component: cytoplasm. The transcript is spliced from 11 exons. The record is from RefSeq and is a predicted model, not a curated record. The coding region runs from base 199 to 882 and encodes 227 amino acids. Lineage: Eukaryota; Metazoa; Chordata; Mammalia; Carnivora; Canidae.
CCGGCCGCGGGGGUCGCGGGGGUCGCGGGGGUCGCGGCGGGUCGGCCCGGCGAUCUUGAGCCGCUCGGCCUGGGAGGGCCCGGCCCCGCGCCCGCGACAGCAGAGCUGAGCGGCUGCCCUCAAAGCCUAAUGAAAUCAUGGACUGACCUGGCAUUUCGCUGAGGAAAUUUCAGGAAGACUUGAUUUUCAAAGCUAAUUAUGAAAACAUUUGUCAUUGGAAUCAGUGGUGUGACAAAUGGCGGGAAGACAACACUGGCUAAGAAUUUGCAGAAACACCUCCCAAACUGCAGUGUCAUAUCUCAGGAUGAUUUCUUUAAGCCAGAGUCUGAGAUAGCGAAAGAUACAAAUGGAUUUCUGCAGUAUGACGUCUCGCCUGGAGCAAACUCUAAGCUCAUCCAAUGGGCUCACCUUCCCAGUGACCGCAGUGGACUAGACAGCUGUUUUCUUCUUUCCACUGCUCAUAAAGUGCUUGAAGCGCUUAAUAUGGAUGAAAUGAUGUCCACCAUUUCCUGCUGGAUGGAAAACCCAUCAACAGACUCUGGAAGCACCGAAGAAAUUCCCAUAUUAAUCAUCGAAGGCUUCCUUCUCUUUAAUUAUAAGCCUCUAGACACUCUAUGGAACAGAAGCUAUUUUCUGACGAUUCCAUAUGAAGAAUGUAAGAGGAGGAGGAGUAAAAGGGUCUACAAGCCUCCAGAUGCCUCAGGGUACUUUGAUGGCCACGUGUGGCCCAUGUAUCUAAAGCACAGACAAGAAAUGGAGAACAUCACCCGUAACAUUGUUUACCUAGAUGGAACAAAAUCCGAAGAGGAACUCUUUACACAAGUGUAUGAAGAUCUAUUACAAGAACUAGCAAAGCAAAAGUGUUUGCAAGUAACAACAUAAAGAUGGAGUGCACUGAGUCCUUCCUCAGAUGAAUUAGGAAACUCCAAGGAGUAUGUUUGAGGAUCUUAACCAAGAUACAAUAUGUACUUUGGUAUGAUAACAGUUGUUGGUUCCUUUGUUUGUGUUAUCACACAUGGUUUCCCUGACAUGUGGAACAGUAAACAGUUAUCCACACCACUGGACAGGAAUUUACCUUAAUGACUUGUUUUCCCUCCACGGAGUAGAGAAAUAGCAUAGUUCACAAAUGAGUCAAUUUCUCUAGACCAAUGAUUGUCAAACUUUUCUGAAUGGGACCCAGAGUACAAAAUAAUAUUUACAUCACAAUCCAGUAUAUAUGUAAUCUAUUGUGCUUGUCUAUGUGUGUUUAUGUAGGUAUGUGUAUGUAUGUGAUGUGUGUGUAUAUAUACACACCCCUCAUAUAUCACAAAGCAUUUGCCUUAGAUUCAAUGCACACUGAUAUUUUUCUAUUUUUAGAUUUUCUAUAAUAUUCAUUACCAUCCAAUACCAAUGCCUAUUUCCUGCAAAUAAAGCCUUUGGCAGGAGUAGCAGUCACUUACCAGAGUGUCUUUUUGUGUGUGUGUGUUUUGUUACUCUUUCUUACAUAUAUGUAAAACCAGUGGAUCAUUGUGUUACUUGUGUUGAUACUUUGUUAUAACAGGGAAUAUUUUCUCUGUGUUUUAUUUUUCUGUCAAACCAAUGGUCUAAAGUCACAGAAAUCAGUUACGGUUACUUACAUGAUGUUCCUUUCACUGAAAAGAACAGACAGGAGAUCUGAAUUAUAUAAUAUUUUGAAGCCUCUUUCAAUGCUGGAAUUAAGAUUAUCUACUGUACUGAUCAACCUCUUGUUUGUAACAGGUGGAUUACUCCCAAUCCUUUAAAUCUUUACAAAUAUAAACAUAUUGUUACAAUAACUUUAACUGGUCUUUACAGAUUCAUUUUAUCAGCCCUCAUUUUUUCUGUAUUUUUUUUAAGAUUUUAUUUAUUGAUUUACUAAUGAGAGGUAGAGACACAUGCAAAGGGAGAAGCAGGCUCCCCAUAGGGAGCCUGAUGUGGGACUCGAUCCCAGGAUCCCGGGAUCACGCCCUGAGCCAAAGGCAGAUGCUCAAUCACUGAGCCACCCAGGAGUCCCUUUUCUGUAUUUCUAACUAGUUUGUACUCAAUGAUAAUUAGGAAGUUUUUGAUCACACACACUACACAGAAAGCAAAAAACAACAAAGCUCAAAUGGCGGUUCUUCCACCUGAUAGCUAUUAUGACUUGAUUGAAUUAUGGGAAGUCUUUAUUUCAAACUAUUGAAAGCCUUUAUUUCCUCUUUGUAAGAUGAUAUGCAGAUAUGUGAUAUCUGACCGUAGCAUAGAAUAAGGCUCAAAUCUUUAGUAUGGCCUCCAAGGCAUUCCCUGAACCAGCUUCUCUGUGCCUGUCUGUUCUCAUUGCCCAUCACUCAGCUUUUUGCUGUUCAGUGCCGUGACCUCCUCUCCUCAGAGUUACCAGGACCCUUCCUGCCGCAUUCCAGAUGCUCAGAGUGAACUUCCACAACCCUUCCCUCCAACCAGCCUGCCCUUCCUGCCCCUCCUUCAGAGUGCCUUGAGGUCCUACUCAAGGAAGACUUCUCUCAUCCUUCCCUCUGAGAUGCUCUCAAGGCUCCCCUACUUGUCCUUCAAAGCACUAUUGUAAUUAUACUAUCACAUGCAGAAUCACUCAUUUUGUGGCAGUCUCUCCAGCUACAUAGAAGCUCCAUGAAGGCAGGCCUUGCCACUGUGACUUAUUUACACACACACCCCUGAGAAUCAGCACAUGUCUAGCAUGUGAUGAACACACAAAAAAUAUUGGGUACAAAGAUAAAUUCCUAUUACAUCAAGAAUGAAUUCACAGGCAACCAAUAUAUCAUUUGAGGAGUAGUAGCUUAAACUCACUGGUUUUUUUAUUUGUUUGUUUGUUUGUUUUAAGUUCAAAGCAGGCAGUCCAAAGUUUGUACAUAGAGUUGUCAGAUUUAGGGAAAAAACAAAACAAAACACAAUUAGAAGACACAGUUAAAUUUGAACUUCAGAUACUCUGUAGUUACUUAUAAAUAACUUUAGCAUAAAUAAGUCUCAAAUACUACAUAUGUAAGGCUGUUGUUUUUCUGAAAUUCAGAUUUGUCCUGUAUUUUAUCUGGCACCUCUGCUUUUGCAGCAAUUCAAAAAUCAUAAAAAGGAGACGCCUGAGUGGCUCAGUCUAACCUUUGGUUCAGGUUGUGAUCCCAGGAUCCUGGGAUGGAACUCUGUGAGUCUGGCUCCCUGCUCAGUGGGGAGUCUGCUUCUCCCUCCAUCCCCCUCCCCAUUCAUUCUCUCUCUCUCUCCCUCCUUCCCCCCUCAAAUAAAUAAAAUCUUUUAGAGAUAUCAUUAAAAAGCCAGGAUUUUCCAUCCUUGACUUGUGGACUUAUCACCAGGAGAUCACAGGAAAGCAUUUGAGAUUCCUGACAUAGCAUCAUCUAUCAAGGCAUAGGGAGACACAGCCACAUGCCUCCCAAAGUCACCCAAUGGUGUCCCCAGCAACCUUCUUCAGAUGUUUCUGGAGUCAGAACUGGCUCACAUGGCCACUUCCGACUGCAAGGGAGGUGACACAGAGGAUAUCAUGACAGAUUUUAACCAAUUAUGAUUCAUUGUCUGGGCAUGUUGCCACGGGAACAAAAUCAAGCCUCUUUUAAGGAGGAGGGAACAAGUGAGCAACCCAAAGUGCCUACUUCAAACUCUACUCUGCCUACCUUACCUGGCCAUGAUUUUAUCAAGCUUGGAUUGCUCCAAUUCCAAAUUACUAUUCUCAAAACAGGAUUUUUGUUUUUUAGAAGAGAAGUCUAGAUAUAAUUUUUUAAACAUCAUUUCCAAGAAUUUCUGAAAUAUUCUUUUCUGCCCCCACUGCCCAGCAGAGAGAGAUGUCCCUGCUGAUUGAAGAUCAUUACACUUGACUUUUCUCCCCAUUUCAGCAUGUGAAAAUAGGUCAGAAAAAGACUCUUUACCUUGAAAGGGAGACAAAAAAGCUUAACAGACAUUAAAAAUAGAAAUAGUCAAAACAUUUUGAGAGGAAAGAAUUAUCUUUUUGCUUACUACUAUCAGUGAGAAAUAAAUUGGAAAUUUGAAAUGAAGACUCCCAGUGCCUCAUUUCUAGCUAUGCAUUUUCACACUGCAUCUCCUCUUACCCACACAGUUGAUGGGACAUUGUAUCUAUUUUAAAAGGCAUAUGCUCUUUAUAUAUUGAAAGAAGCAAACCUGUUUUUGUUGUUGUUGUUUCAAUUUGUGAGGCACAGAAAAAGUUUAUUACCACAAGAAGCAAGUGCACUCAUCCUACCUCACCAACAGAGUCACAGAAAUGCAACUUCACAUAAUAAAGUACAACACAGACUUGGGGAGAAUGGUCCCUUGGGCUAUAUUGGCUGUAAUACUGAGGUAACCAAUUGACCUUGUUCAGCGAAAAUACCUCUAACACAAUGAAAAAAUCAACUAGUCAUAACAUCCAAUUCAUAUAUACAAUUCAAAUAAAAAUGUAUAUUAUUUGCUUCGAUGUAUAGCAAAUUUAAUACAUUAAUGUUUACAAAAUAAAAACUAUUCUACUGAA